CCAGAUCGCCGAAGACGCGUCCAGGGAAAUAAUAACAAAAAAUCGGAAACUGCAGAUUUAAUUUUCCGCGAAAUGUCCAUGAUUCCGUUCUUUCCCACCCUCAAGGUGUCCGUGGCGAAUCGCUACUGGUUGGACAUGGCUCCUGCCUCCGUCAACGAGGAAUCGCAGACGCGGCGCUACGAGGACGAACGCAGCAACUGGGUGAGCAUUUUCAGGACCCCGAUUUCCGUAUUACUUGCUAUAUUUUCAUUUUCCCUGAAGCGGGAAUCGCUCAAGACAGCCGGAACAGAUCUCCAGCCGCUGGGCAAGAUGCUCACCAUUCCCGGCAUAGAAACCGAUGACGAAGAUGCCAACGAUGACAGCGAGGAUACGGACAGUCACGACGAGGAGGACGACGAGACCAACGAUCGCGUCAUCCCGGUCACCCAGGACUUUUACUCCGCCGACGACAUCCAGAUGAACGACGAGACCUCGCCCACAGCGCCCUGAAUUUGGGUCUUAAAUGUAGCCGGUAAUCUACGGAGC
Molecule: messenger RNA, 525 nt
Organism: Drosophila takahashii
Lineage: Eukaryota; Metazoa; Arthropoda; Insecta; Diptera; Drosophilidae
Source: RefSeq, a predicted model, not a curated record